Molecule: messenger RNA, 957 nt
Organism: Rodentolepis nana
Lineage: Eukaryota; Metazoa; Platyhelminthes; Cestoda; Cyclophyllidea; Hymenolepididae
Source: the annotation of a GenBank genome assembly
AUGAAUAAUAUCGAUUUUGAAGAAGAUCGAACAAGAGCAAUACAGCAAACUCUUGAUAAAAAUCCAUCAGCUUUCUAUCCUAAGAUUGAGGCUGCAACUGUAAGAGAUCGAGUUGCCUCAAAAAUUACUGCGAAUGUUUUGAAGUCUUUCGUUAAUCCUGAUUUUUUAAGUGGCUUCGAUGCUUACAUAACUCCUGGUUUAAUUGAAGUUGUUUGUUCAUGUAUGCUUUCACAGCUGAUUUUAUCUGAAUCUGGAAUUAACCAGGAGGCAAUCAUACUCGUUGAAUUCGCUAAAUUUCUCGAGCAUGUUCUGAAGUCCAUGACGAUCCAAAUAAAAAAUGAGCAAAUUAAUUAUUUUUCCUUCGUUGAAUCACCUUCGAAAGGUAAUACAACAAUUUCGCUUCUGAAUAAUGAAACAGCUCCAUAUUCUACUUCAACAGGCUACUCUGAUGAUAUUACCAAUGAUACGAAUGCAGUGACACUAGCAGAGCAAUCCAAUUUAAUCGGUAGAUCAAAUGAGUGUACAAAAUCUGCUCAAACCCUAUCUAAAUAUCAUACGUUUUCUGAAAUAAAUUAUGAAACAAUUCAGCCAAGUUUUCGCUCAUUUUUAUCUUCGAACGAAGAAGCAGAGACCCAACGCGUUUAUGGGAACUGUGGCAUCCCCUUUUCAAGUGAAUCAACCAUUCUCCCUUCGAAUUAUCAAUUUACCACACAACCACAUCUAGUUCCAGUCGUACCCUUAGAUCCCACAAUUCAGAAUGAUAACAUGGUCGCCGAGAUACUUCCAUACGAACAGACCGUUCUCGGAAGUGUUUCUGCAGAAAACUAUUCAAGCGAGGCCGAUCUUGCAGUUGCAGCUAUCAGUAGUGAAAUGAGCAGUUCAAACUCCGAAUGCAAUAGUAUUUAUGGAUUCCAAGACUGUGGACCUGAUUAUUGUUCAAGCUACACUGCGCUUUGA